Messenger RNA from Spinacia oleracea (spinach), 1500 nucleotides. RefSeq lists its product as uncharacterized. Bases 1 to 1500 code for a protein of 499 amino acids. The transcript has 3 exons. Lineage: Eukaryota; Viridiplantae; Streptophyta; Magnoliopsida; Caryophyllales; Amaranthaceae. The record is from RefSeq and is a predicted model, not a curated record.
AUGUUUGUUAAUUGGUGUUUCACUAGUAAUUCUAGUUACCAUGUUGGUGGUAGAAUUAUUGUAGCUUGGAAGGCUGGGUGUUUUACAGUGAACAUUGUAGCAGCAUCAAGUCAGUUCAUGCAUUGUCAUGUCACCCCUAUAAGUGUGAAUGAAAGAAUUGGUGCUCCUGUCAGGCAUAUGGAAAUUGUUGACAUCAAUAACUGUAUGAAUGGAUGUGGAAUGGAGGAUGUUAAAUGUUUGGUGAAUCUCUACACUUGGAAUAAUAAACAACAAGGGGCAGACAUAGUUUUUUCAAAGCUUGACAAAAUUCUUGGAAAUGUUGCUUGGAUUGAUUGCUAUCCUUCUGCAGAAGCUUGCUUUCUUCCAGAAGGUCAUUUUGAUCAUUCUCCUAGUCUUUUGACUGUGUAUCCCAGGGUUAAUGGAGGAAGAAAACCAUUUAAAUACUUUACAAUGUGGAAAACAUCUCCCAGCUUUAAUACAAUUGUGACUGAUGCUUGGAACACUCCUAUCAAUGGUAGUAAAAUGUUCUGUGUGGUGAGUAAACUUAAGAAGGUUAAGGGUGUUCUUAAGGCCAUCCAUGAUUAUAAGAUCAAACACAAGAUAUAUCUUGAUUUUUUGGCUCAGAAGGCUAAACUGGCUUGGAUUAAAGCUGGUGAUGAAAAUACAGCUUUGUUCCAUCAAAGUAUAAGAAGCAGACAAGUUCAGAAUCAGAUUUACAGUAUACAUGAUAUGAGAGGAGAUUGGAAAGAUCAAGCUGCAGAUGUUUCAGAAGCUUUCUUGAACUAUUACAAGAUGUUAUUGGGGAGUGUUCAUGAAGGUAGAACUCCUGUUAUCACACAGGUAGUUCACGGUGGUCCUGUUUGUCAGGAUUAUCAUAAAACAAUCCUUAAUGCUCCAUAUACUUCUGAGGAAGUGAAAGCAGCUCUUUUCUCUAUUCCUGGUAUCAAAGCACCAGGUCCUGAUGACUUUGGCUCUUUUUUCUACAAGGAUGCUUGGCAUGUAGUUGGGAAUGAGGUGAUUGAGGCUGUUUUGGAUGUGUUGAGGAAUGGUAAACUGCUAAAAGAGGUGAAUCACACAGUUGUUACUUUGAUUCCAAAAUCUAAAUGUCCUAAGAAUUUCAGUGAUUUUAGGCCUAUCUCUUGGUGUAAUACUAUCUACAAGUGCAUCACUAAAGUUCUUUGUGGUAGGUUGAGGCAAAUCCUUCCAGAUCUUAUUCUAGAGAAUCAAGGGGGCUUUGUUCAUGGCAGGUACAUUGUGCAUAACAUUAUGGUAGUCCAGGACCUUGUGAGGCACUAUGGAAGGAAGGGUGUGAAGCCUAGUUGCUUAAUGAAGAUUGAUUUUCAAAAAGCUUAUGACACAGUGGAUUGGUCUUUCCUAAAAGAGAUGUUGGUUGCACUGGAUUUUCCUGAGCACUUUGUGAAUUUAGUAAUGGAGUGUGUCACCACACCAAUGUUUUCUCUCAUGAUUAAUGGCUCCAUGCAUGGAUUUUUCAAAUCCUAG